CACCACGACCCCACACAGCCCGCACGACAGAGGCCCAACCUCACCAGAUUUGGUAUUAGUCAUCUGCCAAAUACUCUGCGCCUGCUCAGACACGCCCACGCCUGCACCGUGAGCCCUGGCUGCGCGUCCCACACGUCCGCCUCUGUUCCGCGCCCACCUGCGCAUCACCUUCCCCGCCUACGACAGCGCAUUUGCCUGCCCAUACAUUCCCCCGCCCGCUGUCGACGUCACCGCGACAAUCCCUGUGCCGCUUCGCCAUACCAGUGAGCUUUGCACCGGCGAGACAGGUUGUCGCCUACAUUGCGCAACAGCCUUGCACUGCGGCGAGCCUAGCCUUCGCCUCCACCUGUGCGAGUGGAAUUGCGCCAGAGGCGAAGUUAGAGGGGUUGCAUGUUUGGCUAAGUUGCUCUCGGAGCGCCCGGCGCAGACAUGAAGAUCAAGAAGCAGGCUACCUCGCGGCAUGAGUCGACUCUGUCGCCGAUGAUAGCAGAUUUCGUACGAGCUACCGAGUCAAUACCGCUCUACCAGCUGCUCGCACACCUUGCUUCCUUCCCCAAGCAGUGGCCAUUUCCCCGCGGAGAUGCCUACCACUGGAUUCCUGUCCUGAACCGCUUCGAUCGCGUACUGGAGCUGUUCAACCAGGAGUACGGGUUGGUGGACGGGCCGCAGACACAGCCAUUCGAGCGGCGAUUACUGCUGAAGGGCGACGCGGAGGAGGGCUGCACGAGCGCGCAAUCGAGCACUACCGAUGCCAUACUGGAUAACCUGCACGUGUCACAGGAUGGAGAUCGUGAGCUGAUUGAGCAGCUCCUGAGUUUUACACGCAUGCUGUUGGAGAAUUGUGGCAACCGCAGCCUGUACUCGAGCAGCGAGCGUCUGGACAAGCUCUUGAACACAACCUCGACGUCUCUUCUCAAAGCAACCUUGCGCCUCGGCCACAGGCUGUCGCAGCGUUACCAGGCCGCACGCUUGCGUUUGGCACCAGCCACACUACACCCUUCGCUACUCUCGAGUCACUACAACAUCGGCCUCGACAAGAUUCAGAAGCUGUCUGUGCCCUUCUCGAAGGGUCCCACAGUAGCCGCACCGCUCUUCGGCACACCGACUGGGAAAGGGAAGGACAAAGCCUCAGGCGACCGACGUAGUGACGCGGACAGAUUUAAUCCUGCUGAUUUGACUGGGUUGUACAAACUGUCAGAAGCUACCUUAAAGCAAGAAUUCGGAGGAAUCCACAUCUCCUACUACGAGCCCACUACAGCGCCAGAAGAAAGCAGCAGUAACACCAGCAAGCUUGCAGCGCCUAGCACGGAUGCACCCAGCACGCCGACACCCGUCCGUCGAACGUCGAACAUGCGCAAUCAAACGCCACGGACGCCUCAGAGUGCACCGAACGCAUCGACCAUAGACUCCCCGAAUACGCCAGCUUUCACCCCGGGAGAGCCGGGCAGCCGACGGAACGGACCAAAGACAUUUGAGCUAUCAGCAGAUAAGGUCGCGAAGACCGACAUUCACGACCUGCUCAAGCAAGGCCUUGCAGAACUCCCCGCGAGUGUGCACUACGAGUUGUUGCACAAGCUCCGCGUGGCAAACAUGCUAAGCAGCGGACCUUCUGGUCGUGACAACGCAGUCGCAAUUCGUCUGCUGGCUAUCGCCAAUAUGGGCUUUGUGCACAACGAGAAAGAAUUCCACACGCGAUUGGGUCAGCAAGACUUGGACGAGCCCCGGCGACUGCAAUUAGCAUUCCAGCUUUCUGAGUUGGUGCAGCCACCCGGUGACGGUGUGGAUGGCAUCUCCACUGAGCUUCAGAUCUUUACCUUCAACGCAUUGGAAGCACUAGCGAAACAUAAGACCAAGUCCGCCGAUGUCUGCACUGCGCUGAGCGUCACCGUGAACCACGGCGUGCUGUUUUACAUUGUCCGCAAGCUUGUGGCUGGUCUUGGCAUCGAAGACGGCGACGAUAUUGAUCUUGAAGAGGAUGAGUGGCGCGACGCGCUGUUUUCACUACUCAACACUAUCCCACAAUCACAGUCUCGAACAGGCGAAGGUAUGGUCUCUGCCGGACUCCUUGAGAUCCUGGUCGAGGUUCUCAAGCUUCGGACAAACAAGGCAGAACGCAAUCAGCCCAAGAUCCUUAACUUUCUUGACACCUUUGUGUAUAACCUGCAACAUGCAUUUGCAGCUCUUGUCGGUGCUAGAGGGUUGGAGAUUAUCGCCGAUCUUAUGCAAUAUGAGGUCGAUACAUCGAAGAAGCUCGCCGAGGAAAACAAGGGCAUGCCUGCAGAGUACAAGACCCAACUCACCGACUAUCAGAUUCCGUUUCAUCACCAGCAAACUCUCCGAUGGCUGUUCAAGUUUUUGAACCAUAUGAUGUCACACACAGGUGGAAACUUCGAUCGUCUCAUGCGGCAACUCAUUGACUCCUCGCAACUUCUUACUGCUCUCCGCACUGUGUUAUCAAAUGCGAGCAUCUUCGGCUCGACCGUAUGGAGCAUGGCUGUCAACGUUCUUACAAGCUUCAUUCACAACGAGCCUACUAGCUAUCAAGUCAUUGCUGAAGCUGGUCUGAGUGAUGCGUUCUUAGAAACAGUGGCUGGCGAGCCAGCUUCAGAGGCAACGGCUGCAGCCAUCGCUCGCCUUACGGACGCUGCCAGUCCUCAGCCAAGGCCAGCGUACACACCACGGGAACCUGGACAGCCCCUGGCCACAGGCGUUCUUCCGGUAGCUGAAGCCAUUUCAACUCUGCCUCCUGCGUUCGGGGCGAUCUGUUUGGCUGAGGCUGGCAUGAAAUUGUUCCAGUCAUCUAAAGCCCUCCCUCGCUUUUUUGAGAUCUUCGAGAGUCCAGCUCACGUCAAAGCACUAGAUGCCGACACGGAGAUGCCUACUAUGAUUGGUAAUACAUUCGACGAACUGGUCCGCCACCACCCGCCGCUCAAAGCGCGCGUUCUGUCCUGCCUAAGCGAGUUGAUUGCCCGCGUCGUACAGCUCUGUGCGGAGAAAGCGGAGAGAGAAGGCGCCGGAGCGAAAUUAUGGACUGAGGAUAGCGAUGGCAAGCUUUUCGUUGCUGGGGGCCGUGGAGCGCUUGUGGGAUUGCAAUCCGUGAGUGGAGUGCAGCAGUCUGGGUCCGUUGCCACGGAUGUCGAGAUGCGAGACGCUGAUAAACAGGCCACGGCGCAACCCUCGGAAGCGGUGUCCAUUGACCAGGUCAUUGAAACGGAAGACGGUGCCCAGGGACCGACGACUAGCCAGUAUAUUCGAGUGUUGUGUCGUUUCCUGAGCGGCUUUUUCUCCAACCACGCUAUGUGUGCUGCAUUCAUCGAACUGGACGGAGUGGAGUCCAUCCUGGACAUCUCUAAUCUAGCCUGUCUUGACCCGAAAGUGAAAGAGUCACGCAGUAUGAGCGAGGAGUUCGGACGUGUCGUUCAAGUCCUCGUUGAACAGAAGCCACAUAUCACUGUGCCCUCCUUGAUCAAGCGCGCCCAGCGCUUGCUGGAACAACUCGAACCUCUUUUGAGCCAUUCUGGUGGAAAGGCGUUCUUCGCACCCUUCACCAGCAAUGUCUCCCAGAACGAUGAGGUGGUGAGGAACGGAACUACCUACGUCAAGGCACUCGUUUCUGCGCACACACUAGUAUCGGCGAUGACCCUCACCUUUCAGAGUCAGAUGUUCAGUCCCCGUUCUCAGCACAACGUCUCAGCACAAGUCAAUUUAGCUGAUAUGUACGCACGCCUUGUUGACAGCCUCGGCAAGCUUCACCGAAGUUGUGUAUGGGAAGAAGUACUUCUCCAAAGGAAUAUGCCAACAGCUUGGGAAAAAGAGACUCGCAUCAUCAGCCCUGGGUUUGGAGUCGCUGAGGCUGACCGCAUCUUCGGAAUGGGAAUCAGCGAUCGACCCUCAGACUCAACUGAAGGAGCCACAAGCGAGGAUGCAACGCCCGCUGAAGAAGGCCCAUCUGCAACACCUAUCCCGAGCCAGAACAGCGCUCAGUUCAAGAAUACACAGACCCUUCGCUCCCUCCUUAGCCGAAUACCGCUUGAGAUCGCUCCUUUCUUCCAGUCUCUUGGUAGGCUCUUGCUGUCUAGGCGAAGUCUAGAAACCUACCAGAAGCAAUGCGCCACAAUCGUCUCCGAUCAGCUUGCGCAAGCGGUCAUUGAUCAGCUUCAAUUUGAGGCACCCAAAAACUCAGGAUCGUUGGAAGAUCGAUAUGCGUAUCUGAUCAUCACCCUAACAUCUCUGUCGCAGCUCAUGAUCGACCCACAUAUGGACAGAACUCAGGCGCUGACCUUACUGCUUGUCUCCUUCAGAAACUUGGGCGGUUUCGGUGUUCUCGCAGAGGUUCUCAACAAGUUUUACGAGUCAGCUUGUGAAGCGUCUCUCAAGGAGGGAGACGACAUAAGUGAAGAGAGCAAACGAACUCUGCACUUGUCGCUUGGUGGUAUAAAAAUCAUGCUGGCGUUCUACGCGCAGAUCACCAACAACAAGAUCAUAAGCGAAUCACCACAGACAUCGUCAAUGACGAAUCGCCCAGACCGCGAUCAUAGUCGGUCAGACUAUUUCUCUGCCGCGCAGUUCUUGGUCGAGCUACGCUUCGCUGUGAUCAAGCCUGUUGAGAAGAUCUGGAACUCAAGCCUCAUUGACAAAGCCACCACCUCGAUAGUAAAGACAUCAAUCAACAUUUUGAGGUCUGUACUUGAGUGUGAAGGUGAACAUGGGGCGUCCAAGAGUGUGGAUAAGAUUCCCAAGCGAAACAAGCCCAUCAUCAAGCCCUGGGCGCCUCGUAAUGGCGAGCAUACGAUACGCUUGAAGGAGGCAGGCUUCGAUGAGAGCUUGGCUGAAGAGGCGCUCUAUCGCUGCUGUGACAACUACAACUUGGCGCACGACUACUGCCAGAACCAAACCCGAGAACAAUCAUCAAGGAAUCCCAUUCCACAGUACGAAAUCGAGGCGCGAGGUCCACCAUCUGCAUCCCCCAGCCGCGCUGAGGUCGUAGUCCCUGAACAUGCCGAUAAUGCCAGCACCGUUACAGGCGACGACGCAAGUAAUGAAGGCGUGUCCGAAACACCAGGUGCCCAGUCUGUACAAAUGGAAGACGUUGCCACAGAAAGCUCCCGAGAGAUGCCGGAUGCCGCUUCGUCCAGCAUACCAGUGCCUGACAGUCAGCCGUUACAGCCUUUCGUUGCACCACACGACGCCUUGGCGUACCAGAAUCGCAUGGCCGUUGGCAAUAAGGCUGAACUUGUCGCUCUCGACGACCUUGACAAGGAGCGCGCUUUACUCCGUCAAAACCUAGUGGACCGCUCGCUCGACAUACUCAAUUCCCAUGAUGGAGUCACUUUCGAAUUGGCAGAUCUCAUCACUGGGGCUGUUGCAAAGGCAUCUGACCCAGCAGCCAUGCGGUCAGAGAUUGGCGUGACGUUGGUUCAGUCUUUAAUCUCCUACCAGAGUGAGGAUGAUUUCCGUUCGCAAGGCAAGAAGAUUGCGGCUUCUGCCCAUCUACUCGCCCUAGUCUUACAAGAGAAAGACUUUUACGAAGUCAUCGUGGAGGAGCUGAAGGACAAUUUCGCUACGCUACUUGGAUUCAUCAAGGUUUUCCCAGACCAGACGCCAGAGGAGUCGUCGCCUUGGAUUGGACAGGUGCUCCUCAUCAUCGAGCGUCUUUUGGCCGAAGACCAACUGCCCCGCCAGAUACAAUGGACACCACCGACCAGCGAUUCGCAACAGGAGGCCUCUAUCGACGAUCUACCUGAGCCGAUCGUCAGCAUUGAGGAGAAGAACCUUCUCUUUCAGGCAGUCAUGGAUGUACUUCCACGCAUUGGUAAAGAUGAAUCUUUGGCCCUGUCCGUCAUCCGCGUCCUGGUCAUGCUCACUCGCACACGCAAGAUUGCAUCACGUCUGGCAGAGAAACGCAACAUUCAGCGUAUCUUCCUGAUGAUCAAGCAGCUUGCUGGCGUGACCAAUGAGGGCUUACGAAGCGCUUUCAUGAUUGUACUUCGCCACAUGAUUGAAGAUGAUGCCAUGAUAAGGCAGCUUAUGCGCACCGAAAUCCAGCAAAUGUUCGAGUCGCGCGAUCGUAGGCAGACUGACACGACUGGCUAUACUCGUCAGAUGUAUGCCCUUGCUAUCCGGGCGCCAGAGAUCUUCAUCGAGGUCACCAACGAAAAGCUGCAACUAGCGCGCUUUGAUCCCAAUCAGCGACCACAGACUUUGAUGCUCAAGCGUGAGGAUCCUCCGGUCGCGGACUCAAUAUCCAACCCCGGGCCAACAGACACUACAGCUGAGGCUGAUAAGCCAAAGGAGUCAAGCGAGCUUCCACUUCAGAAGCCAAUAUUGGAGCGCACGAAGACCGCGGAUCUCAAGCUACCAGUCGUUGAGAACCCUGAUGGUGUUAUUCACUACUUACUUUGCGAGUUGCUUGCGUACAAGGAGAUUGAGGACAAGCCAGAACCUCCAAAGCCCACUGAAUCUGUGCCAGAGACUUCUGAGACGCCUGAAACCGCCACCGAUGCCAGGCCUGCUUCAGAAGAGGCCUCAUCAUCGUCCACCGCGGUGUCUGAGCCAAGCAAGCCCGAGAAAAUCUCGUUCAAGGCUGAUGCACACCCGAUCUACAUCUACCGCUGCUUCAUUCUCAAAUGUCUUGCAGAGCUUUUGCAAAGCUACAAUCGCACCAAGAUUGAGUUCAUCAACUUCUCGCGCAAGGCUGAUCCGUACACCAUGACACCCUCAAAGCCUCGCUCUGGUGUCCUGAACUACCUUCUUAAUGUUCUGGUCCCGAUCGGUACCCUCAACCAUGAGGGCGAUCUCGCCUUCAAGAAGAAGCUUGCAACAUCGAACUGUGCGAUUGAUCUCAUUGUUUCUCUUUGCAACAAGACGGGCGAGAAUGCUCUGCCCAAAGCAGAGACCAGCCAAAUGUCGCCUUACGCCGAGACCGAGCAAGACCUACUUUUCGUGCGCAAAUUUGUCCUUGAGCACGCAUUGAAAGCGUUCAAAGACACCAGCUCUUCUGAUGAGGCUCUCGACAUCAAAUACUCUCGUCUUCUAGGCAUUGCUGAUAUCUUCUCAAGAAUGGUGUCGCAGCGAGCCAACGGUGAAAUGCUCACCUCCAACACUGAUCUUACACCGAACCUCAAGCAAAUGGCAAAGAUUAUGUACGAGAAAAACUUCAUCACCAUCUUAACGACGGCCAUCUCAGACAUCGACCUCAACUUCCCGAAUGCGAAACGAGUGGUAAAGUACAUACUAAAGCCACUUAAGUGGUUGUGCUAUGUCGCAAUGGACCUAAGCACCCAUUACGACGAUUCCUCAGCACCUGAUUCUGCAGACGAGUCCGAGAUCUCAACAGCAUCUGAUGACGAUCUUGUUGAUAACGCACGUGAGGAGACGCCUGAUCUCUUCCGUAACUCUACCCUCGGACUGUUCGAACCUCACGAUGACUAUGAAUCCGACGACGAUGAGGACGAGGAUGAUGAGGAGAUGAUGUACGAUGACGGAUAUGCCGACGACAUGGAAUAUGACGAGGGCGAGCUUGGCGAUGAUGACGUCGUUUCCGAAGAAGACGAAGAGAUGCUGGAAAUGGAUAUCGACAACAUGGGUCCUAUUGAAGGCUUGCCCGGUGACGUCGACGUCGAGAUAGAUCUUGACGAUAUUCACGAGGGCAUGGAAUCUGGCACUGACGAUUCGGAAGACGACGACGAUGACGACGAUGAUGAUGACGAUGAAGACAUGGAUGAAGAUGACGAUGAGGAGAUGGACGCCGAAGAUGCAAUGAAUGCGAUGGAUGAAUUGGUCGAGGAGCUGGAAGAGGUCACAGGUGAUGACGAGGGCGGUAGUCUCGCCGACGAUCAAGAAGAUUGGAGUGACGAGGGCGACGACUUUCCUUCUGGUUUGAACGGUGCUGACAUGCCUACAAAUCCUCUCAGCGGCUUUAUUCUUGAUCCGCCCCAGCUUCUCGAACAGAUGCGACAGGGCGCAGAUAUCGAUGACUUCUUGGGUGAUGACAUGGGUGAAGAUGGUGAGGAGGAAGAGGAAGAAGAGUACGAUGAGGAUGACAUUCAUUACGAUCCUGGAAUGGAAGAAGACGAAGACGGAAUGCCUGAGCUGGGCUGGGGCGGCAGCGGCUGGGAUGAGCCCAUCGCCCAGACCUCGCGCCACACCCAUCGACUGAGCCCAUGGAUGUUCCCUGCAGGCCCGGGUGACCGUAUACUGGUUCCAGCAUACCGUUCUCACCGUCCAGGCGCCGGUCCUCGAGCAACAGAUGACGGUGUCAAUCCCCUGCUACAACGUGGCAGUCGAUCACACGGCCGAGAUGGUCCCGCCGGUCGGGGUGAAAGUGACUGGGUCCAUGCCAUAGAAGGACGUGGCCCUCGUGCAGCCAAUGCUGAUAGUCCAGUCUCUUUCAUCAGCAAUCUGCUCAACGCUAUGAGCCAAGGCAAUGCACCGCAGCUUCAUCAGCAUGGUGGGGCUAUCCAUUUGUCAUUUAACAACCUUCCAAUUGGUAUCCCUCCACCUUUCGAUGCUGGCUUCCACCGCAACAUGGUCCCAAGUAGGUCGGGAAAUAUGGCACGCUCCGCGCGUGAGGACCCACACUCAGCAGUUGCAUUCUCAAAGGCCUAUACAAGUCAACGUUGGCAAGAGGAGGCCAGAAUCCUUUACGGUCCGGCUGCAAUCGAGAAGAGCCAACGCGUCAUCAACUCGAUUCUAAAGUUGAUGGUUCCUCCUGCUUUAGAAGCAGCCAAGAAGCGAGAGGAGGAAGCAAAAGCUGAAGCUGCUCGCAAGGCAAAGGAAGAGCAGGAGCGGAAAGAACAGAAAGAACGCGAGGAGCGCGAAGCGCGCGAAAAGGAGGAAAAGGAGCGCAAAGAACGCGAGGCUGCUGAAGCUGCAGAGGCGGCCAGUCAUGCGGCUGAGUCUGCUGCUCGAGAAGACGCAGCUGAACAGCCUGUCGUGGCUACUGAAGGCACAUCUAUGGAAGGCGUUGAGGCAGCUCCGGCAGAGCCUGAAGCAUCUGCACAGCCAGUACCGCGCAUCACCACCACGCUAAGAGGCCGCGAGUACGACAUCACCGAGCUGGGCAUCGAUCUUGAAUACCUUGAUGCAUUGCCAGAGGAGCUGCGUGAAGAGGUCUUACUGCAACAAGUCGCCGAGCGACGCCAGGAGCAACGUCAACAGCAGGCACAACGCGCACGUCAAGAACAGCAAGCUCAGCAACAGUCUGCUGGCCAAGCUGGGCAGGCCAACAACGCUUCGCAGGAAGAGCCUACGGAGCUCGACGAAGAGUUCCUAGCCGCACUUCCUCCGGAGAUGCGUGCGGAGCUUCUUCAGCAAGAGGCGGCUGAUCGACGAAGGCGCGAACGAGAGGAGAAUCGCCGCCGCAAUGCUGCCAGCGCUGGUGCCCCUGCACCUCAAGCGGAAGAGAUUGAUGCUGCUAGCUUCUUCGCCACGUUAGACCCUGCUCUACGCGCCGCCGUUCUUAUGGACACAGACGAGGAUACUUUGCGCCAGUUGCCGCCCGAGAUCUCAGCAGAAGCUCGCGCAUACAGUGGCAAUCGUCGCCUCAACCAGUUUGAAUUUGGUUAUUCGCGUAGCGGACGUCGAGGUCAAACUGACGACCCUACACAAAAGAAGAAGGCUCGGCCAUGUGUCCAGAUGCUUGACAAAGCAGGUGUUGCAACUUUGCUGAGGCUCAUGUUCAUCCCUCAACAGGGCAGCGCCAAGUCUAGCCUCAGCUCGAUCCUGCGAUAUGUUUGCGAGAAUCGACAAAACCGUGCCGAAGUUAUCAGUAUCCUGCUCUCUAUCCUCCAGGACGGCAGUGCCGACGUCAAUGCUGUUGAGCGUAGCUUUGCCCAGCUCUCACUCCGCGCAAAGCAACCGCAGCAGCCCGCCGACAAGACCCCCAAGAUCUCGCGAAAGAGUGGCGCACUGUCAAUCAAUUCAGACGUGUCGCCACUUAUGGUCGUUCAACAGUGCCUGAACACCCUUGCUCAACUGACGGAAAAGAAUCCUGCUGUCUGGCAGUUCUUCUUGACUGAGCACGAGACUGGCGUAGGUUUCAAGAACCGCGCUCAUCGCAAGGGCAAGGGCAAGGAUGCCAAGUCAACACGCUUCCCUGUCAAUGCGCUCUUGACACUCUUGGAUCGUAAACUCAUCGUGGAGAGCUCCUCAAUUAUGGAGCAGCUUACAGCUCUGCUUCGCAUCAUCACGUAUCCUCUUCAGCAGAUCAAGAAAGACAAAGAGAAGGCUGCUGAAGAUGCAAAGAUGGCGAAUGAAGGUGCCGAGUCAGCGCCCGUUCCCGAAGCUCCGUCGGUCGGGACUGAACCAACACCGACAGGCCGAGACGCCGACAUGGUGACCAGCACUGACAUAGCCGCGCCGACCGAUGCACCCCUGGAAGGCGAAGGCAGCUCGCUCAAACCAGACGAGCCCAAGACUGAAGAGGAGAAGAGCAAGAAGCACCGAACGAUCACACCACCCGACAUCCCGGAGAACAACUUGCGCCUAGUCGCAAAGAUCCUUGCGGCUCGCGAAUGCAACAGCAAGGUAUUCCAGGAGACCUUGUCCGUUAUCAGCAACCUUUCACCCAUCCCAGGUGCAAAGGAGAUCUUUGGUCAGGAGCUUCUUGGUAUCGCGAAGGACUUAGCCAGCAACAUUCUUGACGAUCUUGCCAGCUUGACAACUCAAGUCUCCAAAGCAGCAUCUCAUACUGAUGUGCAAGGCAUUGCAUUGGCCAAGUUCUCGCCGGCCACUUCAGACCAGACGAAAUUGCUGCGAGCGUUGACUGCGCUGGACUACCUCUUUGAUCCCUCUCGUGACAAUAAGGACAAGCCAGAAGCCAAUGCGGAGGCCCUCGAGCCCAAGCAGAAGGAAGACAUAUUAUUGACUCUCUACGAAGAUGCCGCUUUCGCACCGCUCUGGACUAAGCUCAGCGAUUGUCUAACUGUCAUUCGUGAACGCGGGAACAUGCUGAACAUCGCUACCACGCUCCUACCUCUAAUUGAGUCGCUUAUGGUUGUUUGCAAGAACACCACGCUCAAGGAGCUUCCGCUGUCAAAGAUGCUGCCGAAGGAGUUUGCACUCUCCAGCCCACCUCCAGAGAACAAGAUGGAGAAUUUGUUCUUCAACUUUACAGAGGAGCACCGAAAGAUCCUGAACGAUCUUGUUCGCCAGAACCCCAAGCUGAUGAGUGGUACCUUCUCACUCUUGGUGAAGAACUCAAAGGUCCUGGAGUUCGACAACAAACGCAACUACUUCAACCGUAAGCUUCACUCUCGCGGAAGCGAUCGUCAGCCACAUCCACCGCUCCAGCUCUCAGUGCGCCGAGAUCAAGUGUUCUUGGACUCGUUCAAAUCUUUGUACUUCAAGAGUGCUGAAGAGAUGAAGUAUGGCAAGCUCAGCAUCCGGUUCCACGGCGAAGAGGGCGUUGAUGCCGGUGGCGUAACCCGCGAGUGGUUUCAGGUCAUUGCUCGUCAGAUGUUUAACGCCGAUUACGCGCUCUUUGUUCCUGUCGCGUCCGACCGAACGACUUUCCAUCCAAACAGGCUUAGUUCCAUCAACCCAGAGCAUCUGAUGUUUUUCAAGUUUAUUGGACGCAUCAUCGGCAAAGCUCUCUACGAGGGUCGUGUUCUUGACUGUCACUUCAGUCGUGCAGUCUACAAGCAGAUUAUGAGCAAGCAGGUCAAUCUCAAAGACAUGGAGACCCUGGAUCUUGAGUACUACAAAUCGCUGGAGUGGAUGUUGCACAACGAUAUCACAGAUAUCAUCACUGAGACUUUUUCAACCGAAGUCGAGGCUUUUGGCGAGAUGCAGACCGUGGAUCUUAUUGACAAUGGUCGCAACAUCCCAGUCACCGAGGACAACAAGCAUGAGUACAUACGCCUCAUAACCGAAUACCGCCUUUCAGGCGCUGUUGAGGAGCAGCUAAAGGAGUUCCUUCGAGGCUUCCACGAUAUCGUACCGGCCGAGUUGGUAUCCAUUUUCAGCGAACAGGAGCUCGAGUUGCUGAUCUCUGGUCUUCCCGACAUCAACGUUGACGAUUGGAAAAACAACACCGAAUACCACAACUAUACUGCUGCUUCACCACAGAUCCAGUGGUUCUGGCGCGCUGUCCGUACUUUCGAGAAGGAAGAGCAAGCCAAACUGCUUCAAUUCGUCACGGGUACUAGUAAGGUGCCACUGAACGGGUUCAAGGAACUCGAGGGCAUGAACGGGUUCUCGAAGUUCAACAUUCACCGUGACUAUGGCAGCAAGGACCGCUUGCCCUCCAGCCACACGUGCUUCAAUCAGCUUGAUCUUCCUGAAUACGAGUCCUACGAGGAUCUCCGCAAGGCUCUCUACACGGCCAUGACCGCUGGUGGCGAGUACUUCGGCUUUGCAUGAGCAUUACCGACCCUUCAGACUGUAACAAUUAUCCUUUGCGAUUCUUCACAUAUUCAUUCAUGACCUUCGACAUGCAUUGCAGGCGCGCUUUUGUAUGAGCAUAAAACGGCGAAAGAUUAGUGGGCGUUGAGCGUUUUGUAGCCAGCAUGGCGAUGCCGCGAAAGAAGACCAGGAGUGCAGGCCUGUGUCUUCCGAGUGUGCCGAGCACGUGUCUUCACACUGUUACAUGAUAGUUAAAGUAGAUAGUUAGAACGAUGUCUUUCGCU
Molecule: messenger RNA, 12629 nt
Organism: Boeremia exigua
Lineage: Eukaryota; Fungi; Ascomycota; Dothideomycetes; Pleosporales; Didymellaceae
Exons: 4
Coding region: 430-12363 (3977 amino acids)
Biological process (GO): positive regulation of protein catabolic process; protein polyubiquitination; proteasome-mediated ubiquitin-dependent protein catabolic process
Molecular function (GO): ubiquitin-protein transferase activity
Source: RefSeq, a predicted model, not a curated record